Messenger RNA from Pelobates fuscus (common spadefoot toad), 3096 nucleotides. It is a transcript of the gene BNC1, whose product is annotated as basonuclin zinc finger protein 1. NCBI's taxonomy places the organism in Eukaryota, Metazoa, Chordata, Amphibia, Anura, Pelobatidae. The transcript is spliced from 7 exons. The coding region runs from base 209 to 2881 and encodes 890 amino acids. Gene Ontology annotation, biological process: regulation of transcription by RNA polymerase I. The record is from RefSeq and is a predicted model, not a curated record. Gene Ontology annotation, cellular component: nucleus.
ACUAAGAAGAGGCUAAGAAGGCGUGUGAUGUUCUGUUUUAGUACUUGUACAGACAGGAGUCCGCUUCAAGUACAUAGCUGGAGUACUCAUUGAGGGAAUGAAGAACUGGCUGUGACCCUAUUAUCAUGAAAACCCCCUAGUAAUGGACAAAUGAGUGCGUUCCGGAGAAUGAGAUUCAGCUGUUUGCGGGGAAGGAACAGAGCACAAAAUGAAUGAGGCAAUUCGGUGCACCCUAGUAAACUGCAUUUGCCUGGGUUUCAAACCUGGAAAAAUCAACACACGCCAUUGUGACCAGUGCAGACAUGGAUGGGUAGCACAUGCACUCAGUAAACUUCGGAUCCCGCACUUCUAUCCUAACAGUCAAGUGGAGAUUGUUCAGUCCAGUGUAGUAUUUGAUAUCAGCAGCCUAAUGCUCUAUGGAACCCAAGCCAUUCCCAUCCGUCUCAAAAUCUUGCUGGAUCGCCUGUUCAGCGUCCUUAAACAAGAAGAGGUUCUUCAGAUUUUGCAUUCACUCGACUGGACCCUUCAGGAUUACAUUCGGGGUUAUGUGCUUCAGGAUGCUGCUGGAAAAGUAUUAGAUCAUUGGUCUAUAAUGACGGCAGAGGAAGAACUGGCUACUCUCCAGCAAUUUCUGCGUUUUGGGGAAACUAAAUCUAUUGUGGAGCUAAUGGCAGUGCAUGAAAAGGAAGGGUAUUCUGUUCUUGUUCCUACCACCAGAGCCAGUUCUGACAUUAGGGCUUUUAUUGAAAACAGCAGUCUAAGGAGCAGCCCCCUUCCACCACCAUCAUUGGAAAAAGCUUCACCAUCGGGCAUCCACCCGUUUGAGAGCAUGAUGAACAACAUGGCUUUUACAUUGCCCUUUCAGUUCUUCAGUCCUGUGCCUCCCCCACUAAUAGGAUCUCCACCAGAAAGGCCAUUCAAUGAAAGAGGUCAAGAAAGAGGGAAUGAAUACAAGCCAGAUACCCACAUAUCAUAUUCUGAGAGCAGCUUCUUAACUUCCAGUUCUGCAUCAUUUCUUUUGGAAAAUGAGUCCAGUGUGAGUGCUCAGGAUGUCAUUACCAAAACAGAAGACGAUAGCCCAUUAAGUGACUCUAGUUCACAUAACACCAUGACAAGCUAUGACAUGGCGUCCAUUUCUCCAGAGAGUAAAAUGAAGUCUGUUGAUCGAAACGGCACUGGACCAAGAAAAGGUCGAGUCUUCUGCACUGCCUGUGAAAAGACUUUUUAUGACAAAGGAACGCUAAAGAUACAUUACAAUGCUGUCCAUCUGAAGAUCAAACACCGUUGCACAAUUGAGGGGUGCAACAUGGUAUUCAGUUCUCUGCGUAGCAGAAAUCGUCAUAGUUCGAAUCCAAACCCAAGGCUUCAUAUGCCAAUGAACAGGAAUAACCGUGAUAAGGAUUUAAGGAAUGGCCUAAUCGUCUCUGUAUCUGAAGAUCACAAAAGACUGGGAUCAAAAUCUUCCUCUGUGGACCACAGACCUCCUCCUAACUAUGCCAGUCCUGGCACUGACUCAAAAAUGCAAUCUGGUGUUCUUAAUGUUGGACAAAGUUGUGUGCUUAUUCCAAAUCUGAAAACUGUACAGCCUGUUCUCCCUUUCUAUCGAAGUCCAGUUACACCUGCAGAACUUGCCAAUACACCUGGUAUACUUCCAUCUCUGCCAGUUAUUUCCUCUUCAAUUACAGAAAAGCUCAUUACCAAUGAUUUAUCUUUGGAUGCAAUGCCUAAAAAGAAGUCUCGCAAAUCGAGCAUGCCCAUCAAAAUUCAAAAAGAGGCCGUGGAUGUUGCAAGCGAAAAUUCUGAAAAUGUGGGUUCAGAAGAGGAUAGCCCUCCACAGUUGACCAGUGAUCAUGGCUUUGAAAUGCAUGUUAAAAACACAGAGACCAGGAUUUCAGGUGAGCUAGAGAGAGACCACAUUCAGUCUCCUGUUUCAUUUAAAUUUCACAGCACUGAAGGACAACAUGCUCAAUCUGAGAUGGAUAAAGAAUAUCAGAAUGCAUCUUCUGACUCAGAAAAUGAAUUUCCAUCAUUAGAAACGGAGAUUAAUCACAAACAAGAUCAUGAGUUAAAAAUGGCUUCAAGUGAAAAUAAAUAUGAACACUCAAACCACUUUAAUGUUGCAAAGCAGUUGGCUGAACCUUCCAUGUAUAAUAAUGAGCAGCCAAAACAUACAAACUCCGAAAACGGUAUUGAAUUUAGACAUUAUCCUGUGAGUGUUGGCUAUUUCGGUUCCAUGACUCAUAGGACCUCAGGCUUUGACUCUUUAGAUAAAGAUCAUGGUGAGCAAAACAUACGUAUUCCAAAAGAGGAGAAUCGCUUCCAUUGUGAGAUAUGCAAGAAAGCAUUUAAAAACCCAUACAGUGUUAAAAUGCAUUACAAAAAUGUACACCCCAAAGAAAUGCAUUUAUGUACAAUUGAUGGUUGCAAUGCCGCAUUCCCCUCCAGGAGAAGUAGAGACAGGCAUAGUUCUAAUCUGAAUCUUCAUCAUAAGCUAUUGACCAAAGACACUGUGGAAUUGCAGAACAGCUCCUACAGUAUUCCAUAUCUUUUAAAAGAUGUUACAAAGGGUUGCUAUCAGGACUCUCCAUUAAAAAACUCUGGGCAGACCUCUGUGAUCUUCAAAGGGAUGAACAGAACAGGGAGUCUGGUUUAUCCCAUGAACAAGAUCAGAGAGUCUUGUUUGGACAGCUUUGGGGCAGACCCAGUCAAUGACAGUGUUGUUUUGGAUCUAAGCACCACUUCGAGCAUGAAGUCUGGAAGCAGCUCUCAUUCAUCCUGGGACUCUGAUGGCUGUAGUGAAGAAGGAAAAAGCAUGACUUUGAAAGAGCGAACUAACGAAGCAUUUGAGAGCAGAAGAUGCACAGAAAACUCCCUUUACUGAAAAACCCCACAAUCACACUAUGGGUGUUGUAAUGCCAGCUGAAACGGUCUUACAUUUUUGUAGAAAAUAAUAAUCUGUAAGUAGGAUCCUGAUCGUCAGAUGUACAGUUUUGAUACUAUGUCAUAUAAGCAUUUUCACUGUAAUUAGAUGUAUUUUGACAUGUAUGCUAUGCACUUAUAUUCUGGGCAUUGUAGUAUUAAAAUGCUUAAAUUUCA